UUUAUAUGAAAUGAAGUUUCUAAGAUAUGUUAAAGAUAAUUUUGAAAAUUCAAGCAACAUUAUUAUGAAUAAAAAGAUUUCAAUACGCAGCCUCUUUAAGAGCAGCAAAUGCAACAAAUGAUAAAUUUAUGACUAUCGCAGUGUUUGUGGUUGAUUCAAUUACCGUGAACCUUAAACCACAUACAAAACCAAUACUCAUUUAAAUAUCAAAAAGGCAGGCCAGCAAAAACUGCAGCAUGCAUUUCUUACAUUGGAAUGGCAGUGUAAAUAUUCAAUUAUUUUUUUCAAAAGCACUUCUUCUGCUCCUUGCCACAGUUCAUUUUUCAAGUGCUUACUUGAUAAUAGUGCAUGAGGACACUAUCCCAAAUACUGUGAUAUUUAAUGCAUCAGUCUACAAGCUGGGCUCUGAGCGACAUUACAAGAUCAACGCUCACAAGUCAGCACAUUUUGUGCAUCAUCUAGUUGCUGUUAGUCACAAGGAUGGUCAAAUUAAGCUUAAAAAAUCUCUUAAAUGUGAUGGUAUCUACUAUCCAAACCUUUUCACAUUUUAUGUAGAUUCAACAUCUAACCGUUUGCGUAGCAUUGACUACUACAGUUUGCCAGUUCGUAUAUUCAUAACUGGACACAACUGUAAUGAAGAUCGAAAAGUUGAAGAGGAAAUACACGGUCGUCAAUAUGAGGAAGAAGACACUGGCUAUUCAAGACGCAGACGAAAACGUUUUAUUGAAGCUACCGACGACGAUAUUCGUUAUUAUGGCGAAUAUUUGGGAAGCUCAAAAAGAUCAAUUGAUGUUUUGAGCAGUAAUCAAUUGGGAAUCUAUAAUCACAACAACAGCCGCAUAGACUUCAGAGAUGGAGAUCUGAUAUUUGGAAAUGAUUUCGAUAAUGAAAUGCGACACCGCAUACUUAGUCGUAAACGACGUUCGGUUGUGUUUGAAAUCGAACCAGCUAUUCACAGGCGCAUUUCAGAAGCAAAACAGUGGAUUUCAGAAACGUACGCUUCAUACGCUAUACAUACUACUGAUCGUUGGAAUCAGAUAUGCUUGCGAAAGUCUCAGUUUAUUAAUAAUUUGAAUGCAUUUCUUCCGAAAUCUAUUUGCCAAAACUGCAAAGUAAAUUUUCUCGAUGUGAACGACGAACGCUUCGCAAUCGAGCACCACAACAAUGAUUUAGUAGCUAGUGGAGAUGUCUGUAUACAAGAGUCCAUUUGGAAAGUCAGCAUCACGUUUAACAUUCGAUGCAGUCGAAAUGAUAUUGUCGACUCGGAUCAUAGACUUAAAAUUGUUUAUCACCAUCAGGAGUUUAAUGACACUGACAUUGCGAAACGAGUACGUCGUGAAUUGCGAAACCAGAGUCCUUAUUUUGAACAAGCACUAUAUGUAGCUUCUGUUCUGGAAGAGCAGCCAUCAGGCGCUGCUGUGACUACAGUGCGUGCACGUGAUCCUGAAGACUCUCCUGUUGUAUAUUCCAUGGUAUCAUUGCUAGACUCACGUUCACAAUCCUAUUUCAAGGUGGAUUCUCGUACUGGUGUCGUUACAACUUCCGCCAGCUUAGACCGUGAGCUAAUGGAUGUGCAUUACUUCAGAGUUGUUGCUACUGAUGACAGUUUUCCACCGCGUUCUGGUACUACCACGCUACAGGUCAAUGUUUUGGAUUGCAACGAUCAUAGCCCUACUUUUGAGGCUGAACAGUUUGAAGCUAGUAUAAGAGAAGGUGCUACAGUAGGUUCAACUGUGAUAACACUUCGAGCAACUGAUCAAGAUAUUGGCAAAAAUGCCGAAAUAGAAUAUGGAAUUGAAAGUACUACUGAUGGCACAGGUACCGUGCAGGAUCAAGAAGCUCCAAUCUUUAGAAUUGAUUCACGUUCUGGUGUUAUAUCAACACGAAGUUCUUUAGAUCGGGAAACAUCCGAUAGUUACAGUAUUAUCGUUACAGCUUCCGAUAUGGCUUCCGCACAAAGUGAACGUAAAACAGCCACAGCCACUGUAUUGGUAAAAAUAUUAGAUGACAAUGAUAACUAUCCGCAAUUUAGCGAACGUACUUAUACUGUGCAAGUUCCAGAAGAUCAGUGGGGCGAUGACAAUGUAGUAGCUCACAUACGUGCAACUGAUGCAGAUCAAGGAAAUAAUGCCGUUAUUCGGUACGCUAUUAUUGGCGGAAACACACAAUCACAGUUCUCUAUUGACUCCAUGAGUGGUGAUGUGAGUUUGGUUAAGCCACUUGACUAUGAGAAUGUGCGCAGUUAUCGUUUAGUUAUACGCGCACAAGAUGGAGGAAGUCCGUCGCGAAGUAAUACUACACAGUUGUUGGUAAAUGUAAUUGACACCAAUGAUAAUGCUCCGCGUUUCUACACCUCACAAUUCCAAGAAUCUGUUUUAGAAAAUGUACCUAUUGGUUACAAUAUAAUACGAGUGCAGGCUUACGAUGCUGAUGAGGGAUCAAACGCUGAAAUCACUUAUAGCAUCUCAGAACGUGAUGAUAACUUUCCAUUAGCCGUUGAUCCUCGAACAGGCUGGGUACAAACUAUCAAGCAGUUAGACAGAGAAGAGCAGAGUCGGUACACAUUUCAAGUUGUUGCUAAAGAUGGUGGUGUUCCACCAAAAUCUGCAAGCUCAACAGUUGUAAUAACAGUGCAAGACGUUAAUGAUAACGACCCUACAUUUAAUCCAAAAUAUUAUGAGGCAAACGUCGGAGAGGAUCAGCCACCUGGUACGCCAGUGACAACAGUUACAGCAACAGAUCCAGACGAAGACUCGCGUUUACACUACGAAAUCACCACCGGUAAUACACGUGGCAGAUUCGCAAUUACAUCUCAAAAUGGUCGCGGACUGAUUACUAUAGCACAGACACUAGACUACAAACAAGAAAAACGCUUUAUGUUGACAGUCACUGCAACAGAUUCUGGAGGCCGCUCAGAUACAGCAACCGUUAACAUUAAUAUAACCGAUGCCAACAACUUUGCUCCAAUUUUCGAAAACGCGCCAUACAGUGCUUCAGUGUUUGAAGAUGCACCCAUCGGCACUACUGUAUUGGUUGUUUCCGCGACAGAUAGUGACGUUGGCAUCAAUGCACAGAUAACAUAUUCUUUAAACGAGGAAAGCAUAAAUGGGUUAGUUAAUCCUGAUCCGUUUUCUAUUAAUCCACAAACCGGAGCAAUUGUUACUAAUGCGUUGUUAGAUCGAGAAACAACCAGUGGUUACCUACUGACUGUUACUGCAAAAGAUGGAGGAAAUCCUUCCCUAAGCGAUACCACCGAUGUGGAAAUUAGUGUUACUGAUGUAAAUGAUAAUCCACCAGCUUUUAAAAAUCCUUUAUAUCAAGCUUCUAUACUUGAAGAUGCCUUAGUUGGUACUUCAGUUUUGCAAGUUUCAGCUUCUGAUCCUGAUAUCGGUCUCAAUGGUCGAAUCAAAUAUUUACUAAGUGAUCGUGAUAUUGAAGAUGGUUCUUUUGUAAUAGAUCCGACAUCAGGUACAAUUCGUACAAAUAAAGGGUUGGAUCGUGAAAGUAUUGCAACUUAUCAUUUAACCGCUAUAGCAGUCGAUAAAGGAUCUCCCCCACUUUCAAGUACAGUUGAAGUGCAGAUACGCUUAGAGGAUGUCAAUGAUUCGCCUCCAACAUUUCCGUCCGACAAAAUCACAUUGUAUGUACCAGAAAACUCACCAGUCGGUUCAGUUGUAGGCGAAAUACAUGCACAUGAUCCAGAUGAAGGAGUAAAUGCAGUAGUACAUUAUUCCAUUAUUGGUGGCGAUGACUCGAAUUCAUUUUCGUUAGUGACUCGUCCAGGCUCCGAACGUGCUCAAUUACUUACUAUGACUGAGCUGGAUUAUGAGUCACCACGCAAGCGUUUUGAAUUAGUUAUAAGAGCUGCAAGUCCUCCACUGCGUAACGAUGCUCAUGUGGAAAUUUUGGUCACUGAUGUAAAUGAUAAUGCACCCGUCUUACGAGAUUUUCAAGUUAUUUUCAAUAAUUAUAAAGAUCAUUUUCCAAGCGGAGAAAUAGGUCGAAUACCUGCCUUUGAUGCUGACGUCAGUGAUAAAUUAACAUAUCGUAUUCUUUCGGGGAAUAAUGCAAAUUUGUUGCGUUUAAAUACAUCGUCCGGUGGAUUAAUAUUAAGCCCUCAACUAAACACAAAUGUGCCUAAAUUUGCAACAAUGGAAGUUUCUGUCACUGAUGGCAUAAAUGAGGCGAAAGCAGUAAUGCAACUGGCAGUUCGCCUUAUUACGGAGGACAUGCUUUUCAAUUCGGUAACUGUACGUCUAAACGAAAUGACAGAAGAAGCUUUUCUGUCACCUUUACUGAAUUUUUUUCUGGAUGGCUUAGCAGCUAUAAUACCUUGCCCGAAAGAACAUAUUUUUAUAUUCUCAAUUCAGGACGACACUGACGUAACAACACGUAUUCUAAACAUAAGUUUUUCUGCAAAGCGGCCUGAUGUGUCUCACGAAGAGUUUUAUACACCGCAGUACUUGCAAGAGCGGGUGUAUUUAAACCGUGCGAUUUUAGCUAGACUGGCAACAGUAGAAGUGCUUCCAUUUGAUGACAAUCUUUGUGUUCGUGAACCAUGUCUUAACUUUGAGGAGUGUCUUACUGUUCUGAAGUUCGGCAACGCAUCAGAAUUUAUUCAUAGUGACACAGUACUUUUUCGACCUAUAUAUCCUGUGAACACCUUUGCCUGCUCUUGCCCGGAAGGCUUUACUGGAAGUAAAGAACAUUACUUAUGUGACACUGAAGUAGAUCUCUGCUAUUCCGAUCCUUGCCAAAACGGAGGAACUUGCAUUCGCCGAGAAGGCGGUCACACAUGCGUGUGUCCUUCUUCGCACACCGGUAGUAACUGUGAAACUGACAUAACAAAACUAAAGCAAUGCACUUCCGAUGCUUGUGAUGGUGGACAUUCAUGCGUUAAUAACUUUUUAAGCUCACAACCCCCACCAUAUACAGCUACGUGUGAACUCCGCUCCCGUUCAUUUUCAAAGAACUCUUUCCUUACUUUUGAAAGCUUAAAGCAAAGGCAUCGGUUUAGUCUAAAAUUACGCUUUGCCACAGUGCACGAGAAUGGUUUGCUGCUCUAUAAUGGCCGAUACAACGAACUACAUGACUUCAUAGCAUUGGAAAUAUUACAAGGAUACAUCAGUUUUUCAUACUCACUAGGAGAUAGUAUCCAAAGUGUAUCUCUAAUACAGAAUUCAAAAAUAUCUGAUGGAAAAUGGCACGAAGUGGAGGUAAAUUAUAUCAAUCGCACAGUUAUUCUAGCCUUAGAUGAAUGCGAUACUGCCAUUGCUUUAGCCGGCAACCUUGGGGAUCGUUGGAGCUGUGCUAACCAAACAACAUUGCAAUUGGAUAAACGUUGCUCUUUGCUUACUGAGACCUGUCACAGAUUUUUAGACUUGACUGGUCCAUUACAAAUAGGUGGUCUUCCACGCAUACCAGCACACUUUCCAGUAAAAAAUCACGAUUUCAUUGGAUGCAUAUCUGACCUGCGCAUUGAUGAGCGAUAUAUUGACUUAAAUUCUUACGUUGCAGAUAAUGGAACAAUAUCAGGUUGCCCGCAAAAGGCACCACUUUGUUCUUCAGAACCAUGCUUUAACGGUGGUGUUUGCCAUGAAGGCUGGAACACAUAUAUAUGUGAAUGCCAGGAAGGAUUCGCUGGCAAUGCAUGUCAGGACAACAUACCAGCACCUUGGCGUUUUACUGGUGAUGGCAGUUUAAGUUUCAAUCCAUUGCUGCGACCUAUACAAUUGCCCUGGUUAACUUCACUCUCCAUUCGCACCUUACAAAAAAAUGCUUUUCUUAUUCAAAUACAAAUCGGACAAAACAGUUCCGCAGUUAUAUGCUUAAGGGAUGGUAUUCUUUAUUACAUAUAUGACAACGAACCAAUGUUUUUGUCAGGCGCUUAUUUGUCCGAUGGUGUUUGGCAUCGAAUAGAAGUGAAAUGGUUGGGUUCUGAAAUUCAAUUUUCCGUAGAUUAUGGUCAACGAACUGGAGUAGUUCCUAUGUCUCAAAAAAUACAAGGACUUUACGUUGGAAAAAUCGUGAUAGGUAAUGCAGAUAGUUCAAUAGGUUCAACAGGAGAUCUGCUUCCUUAUGAAGGUUGUAUACAAAAUGUACGAAUCGGUGCUUCACAGUCAGCACUCUCACGUCCAACUAUACGCGAAAAUGUCGAUGACGGCUGCUUAUCGAGAGCUGAAUGUCCAGAGUCCUGUCCACUACAUUCAAGCUGUACAACUUCUUGGGAUGAAGCACAUUGUGAGUGUCUUCCUGGAUACGUAGGACCAGAUUGCUUACCCAUUUGUACUGUGAAGCCUUGCACUGCAGGUAUUUGUAGAGCCAAUGUUAGCGAACCACGUGGCUACAGAUGCGAAUGCAAUAACACAAUGCAACAUGGGGAUUAUUGCGAAAGAACUGUACAACAACCCUGUCCUGGGGGUUGGUGGGGUGAAAAGGUUUGCGGUCCAUGUAAAUGUAAUUUACAACAAGGUUAUCAUCCAGAUUGCAAUAAAACAACAGGCCAAUGCUAUUGUAAAACAAACCACUAUCAACCUAUUAAUGAAACAGCCUGUAUUCCGUGUGACUGUUAUUCGAUUGGUUCAUUUAAUAGCGCUUGCAAUCGCCUUACUGGUCAAUGUGAAUGUCGAGAAGGAGUUAUUGGACGACGAUGUGAUUCCUGUUCAAAUCCCUAUGCUGAAGUAACACUGAGUGGUUGUGAAGUGGUAUACGAUGCCUGUCCACGUUCAUUUGCUGCUGGUAUUUGGUGGCCGCGUACUCCAAUUGGAAGCACAACUGUUGAAAAUUGUCCACACCCUGCAAAAGGAAAAGGACAGCGAACAUGUGAUGGCACUACUGGUGGUUGGAAUCAACCUGACAUGUUUAAUUGCACUUCAGAACCAUUUAUAGAGCUAAGAAAGCAUUUGUCACAGCUAGAGAAACAAGAGUUGGAAUUAAAUGCAUUUGUUGCAAUCAAAAUGGCAGAAAACUUGCAACACGCUUGUGAAACUGUGGACCGUACUGCAAUCUCCAAGAAACGUGCUGUAAAAGACAAUAAACGGUAUAAGAUGGAAUCAUCAUUUCUAUUAAAUGAAGGCAAAAACGUUUGGUCACAGGAAAUUGAAAUGGACUAUUUAUCUGACGAAUUAAAGUUUUCGCACGAUCGGUUAUAUGGUGCAGAUUUGUUAGUCACUGAAGGCAUAUUGCAAGAAUUAAUAAGUUAUGAACUUAUGCAAAGUGGUCUGAAUUUAUCGCAUAGCCAGGAUAAGUACUUUAUUAAAAACCUUGUUGAUGCUGCUAGUGUGAUCUUGGAUAAAAAAUAUGCAAAUGAAUGGAAAAGAAUAAUGGACUUGAUUCAACGUGGACCUGAUGAUUUAGUAGAUGCAUUUAAUAAGUAUAUGGUCGUACUGGCACGAUCACAGCAUGAUACAUACACAAGUCCAUUUGAAAUCGUGCAACCUAAUAUGGUUUUCGGGCUGGACAUUGUAACAAAAGAAUCACUUUUUGGAUAUGAGCCAGAGCAAUUGAGCGAGUAUCAUAAGACUAGAUACUUAAAACCAAACGCGUUUACUACAGAAAGUGUUAUAUUGCCUGACACAAGUGGUUUUCUGCAGCACUCUUCCAAACAAAAGCCAGUUAUCACAUUUCCGAAAUACAACAACUAUAUUCAAGACAACACCAAGUUUGACAAGUACACAAAAGUGUUAGUUCCUCUUGAUAUGCUUGGUAUAACACCGCCAGAAAGCAAUGAAGUGACACAAGGAGCAAGUGAUUAUAGAGCAAUUAUAUCAUAUACUCAGUUUAAGGAUGUAGGAGUGCUUCUACCAGAUAUGUACGAUGAAACAAUAACUCGUCGCUGGGGUGUUGAUAUAGAAGUCGCAUCACCUAUAUUGUCACUUGCAAUUUUAGUACCAUCAAAUGAAAAUGAAGAAAAACGUUUGGAAAUUCCUUUCCGCAAAAUUUCAUCUCAGAAACCUGCUUCACAAGAAAAAGAGUUUGUUGAAGUGUUCGACGUGUCAAAAUCUGGAGCAAGUGGAAGUGAAGAGCAUGCUAUUGAAAAUAUUCGUAUCACUGCACAUGAAAUUCCUGCAUCUAAUGAAUUAUUGGAAGCUAGUAACGAAGGAGUUGAAGUUGAAGAUUCUGAAGACCCACAUAUAAAUGUUCGGUUUGACGAUAAUAUUGAAUUUCAUGGUAACUCUGGUGAAGAGAUCAUCGAUUCACCUGAAAUACUUAAUCCAAACUUUGAUGGUCCCAUUAUGCAACCAGAAAAAACUGAAAACGAUGCCAUAUAUCGUAAUCGGCGUUUAGUGAAAAGACAGGUGGAAGUAAUAUACCCAAAUGAUCAAAGCCAAUCUUCAAAACAUGUCACCUACCGCUCACUAGGUUCUCCACAUCUUUCACAACCUAUUAAAUUACAAAUUUGGCUUGAUGUUGAUAUUUCCACAUUUGGACCUCGUUCUAAUCCACAAUGCGUGCGUUGGAAUUCUUUUACUAACCAAUGGACGCGCCUUGGUUGUCAAACAGAAGUUCCUGAGUUUGAUAAUGUUAUUUCUGAACACGAACCCAUCAUUGUGAAUUGUACAUGUAGUCAUAUAUCAAAUUAUGCUGUCAUUGUGGAUAUAAUAGAUCCUGAAGAUAUACCAGAGCCAUCUUUACUAGUUCAAAUCACGUCAUACUCUGCUUUUAUGGUAUCGCUGCCAAUGCUCUUGAGUGUAUUGAUUGCGUUAGGCUUACUUCGGGGACAGCAAACGAACUCAAACACAAUCCAUCAAAAUAUUGUGCUUUGUGUAUUUUUUGCGGAAUUAUUGUUUUUUGUUGGAAUGCAGUCACGGCGUAACCUUUUAGAGAACGAGUUUCCUUGUAAGCUGAUAGCUAUAUGCCUGCAUUAUUUUUGGUUAGCAGCGUUUGCAUGGACUACUGUGGAUUGUGUACAUCUUUACCGAAUGCUGACAGAGAUGCGUGAUAUCAAUCAUGGUCCAAUGGGUUUUUACUUUGCAAUGGGUUACGGUGCUCCAGCUAUUGUAGUUGGAUUAUCAGUUGGCGUACGUGCACAUGAGUAUGGAAACAGUUUAUUCUGCUGGCUUUCAGUUUAUGAGCCCGUUGUAUGGUGGCUCGUUGGACCUAUAGCUGGAAUGUCCAUAGUAAAUUUGUUGAUUCUGUUCAUUUCUGUCAAAGCCGCCUUUACGCUUAAGGAUCACGUUUUAGGUUUUGGUAAUUUACGCACACUCUUGUGGCUUUCGGUGGUUUCUUUGCCAUUAAUGGGUGUUAUGUGGGUGCUAGCAGUGUUGGCUGCCUCUGAGAGUUCGCAGUUACUUAGUAUACUUUUGUCGGCCGUAGUUGUAGUACAUGCUAUAUUCUGCCUUAUUGGUUAUUGCAUUAUAAAUAAAAGAGUACGUGAGAACUUACAGAGGACUUUUCUGCGAUGUAUGGGUCGUAAAGUACCUUUGUUGGAUUCAUCAAUGGUAGUCAGCAACAGCUCACAUAACGUGAAUGCUACAGCACGCCCAAAUAACUUUUUAGCAGGAAAUUUUGACACAACACGUCGAAAUAUUGGUAUAAGUGUUUCCAGCACAACAUCCCGUAGUACUGCUAAAACAAGUUCAAGUCCUUAUAGUGAUGGUCAACUUCGGCAAACUUCAACAUCCACUUCCAAUUAUAAUUCAGCAAGUGACGCACCAAGUUUCUUACGUGGUUUCGAUGCAUCCACCAGUAGCCGUAGAGAAGAAAAAUCCAGACGACAUCGAAAAGACUCUGAUUCUGGUUCAGAAACCGAUGGUCGUUCUUUAGAGCUUGCCUCAAGCCAUUCAAGUGACGACGAAGAAUCAAGAACAGCACGCUCCUCUACAAACACUCAUCGUAGCACUGGAGUGAGUGCAACACCAUCUUAUUUACCAAACAUCACUGAGCAUGUGCAGGCAACAACACCACCAGAGCUGAACGUAGUGCAAAGUCCACAACUAUUUCCCAGUAUUAACAAAACAGUUUAUGCAUCGCGUUGGUCUAGCCAAUUACCAGAUUCUUAUUUACAAGCGCCUCAACCUAAUAUGGGACGGUGGUCUCAAGAAACUGGCUCAGAUAAUGAACAUGUGCAUGGACAAAAAAUCACAAUUUCACCGAACCCUUUACCCAAUCCUGAUCUAACAGAUACGUCUUAUUUACAACAACAUCACAAUAAAAUAAAUAUGCCACCAUCUAUUUUAGAAGACCUACAGAAUGUACGAAAUGAUAAUUGCUACGAUGGAAUGGAUAGUCGUGAUCCUUUAUAUGGAGGUCGUCGUAAAGAUUAUCAAGAUAAUUAUGGACAAUUUGAUGGUUUGCCUCCUACACCAGGUAAUUAUAAGCCACCAAGCCAUUAUGGAACUGAUAAGGACUAUUCUGGUGCGAAUGGUGGUUCGCAUAUUGUUAACCACAUGCGGUCAUUUCAUCCAGAUACAGCGUAUCUAAGUGAUAGUAUCUAUGAUAAACAACAUUCUGUUGGAUAUUUAGGAACUAACACUGAUUCUCCAUAUAUGUCAAAAGAAAGAAUAACACCUGAUAUCUAUGGUUCACGUGAAAAUCAAUAUAGUUUAAAGAAGCAACCUAUGUAUGGGGCUGAUUCACUACAUUCUGUGCAUUCAUUACUAAAAAAUGACUAUCAACAACAACGUCAUCAUUUACAACAACAACAUGCAGACUAUCAUUCGGACCGUAUGUCGGAUGGUUCAGAUAAAAAUGGCUAUCACUUUCCCUACACUGCAGAGGAAGAUCACAUCACAGCCAGUAGAAAAUUAAGCCACAAUCACUCACCCUUACUGCAUAGCUCACAUCAAAUUCUCAACGGUCAUCAUCAGCAAGUCAAUGAUAUAAAUAAUCCCGGUUUCCUGGGGAGACAUACACUGAACUCAAGUUCUAGACAUGGCUCACGCACAUCAUCACCGCCUUCCACUAUUGUAGCACCAAUGCAACCAUUGGCUCCAUUAACCAGCAUAACGGAUACAGAAUCAGAGGAGGAAUAUUGAUGAUGAUGAGACUACGGUGUGAUUGAACAAAUACAUUAAUGCCUCCGAAACCGGAUUUAAUACUACAAUGCAUUGGUUUAGUGCACCACAACAAUAACAAUAAAAGUAUAAUUUUUAAAUAACAUUAAAAUUAAAAAAAAAACA
Molecule: messenger RNA, 11120 nt
Organism: Teleopsis dalmanni
Lineage: Eukaryota; Metazoa; Arthropoda; Insecta; Diptera; Diopsidae
Gene: stan
Product: protocadherin-like wing polarity protein stan
Exons: 7
Coding region: 237-10976 (3579 amino acids)
Biological process (GO): cell surface receptor signaling pathway; G protein-coupled receptor signaling pathway; homophilic cell-cell adhesion
Cellular component (GO): plasma membrane
Molecular function (GO): calcium ion binding; G protein-coupled receptor activity
Source: RefSeq, a predicted model, not a curated record